This is a messenger RNA of Cavia porcellus (domestic guinea pig), 1053 nucleotides long. RefSeq names its product zinc finger protein 239 (gene Znf239). The record is from RefSeq and is a predicted model, not a curated record. The coding region runs from base 1 to 1053 and encodes 350 amino acids. The transcript has a single exon. Lineage: Eukaryota; Metazoa; Chordata; Mammalia; Rodentia; Caviidae.
AUGGCCCGGGGUUCUGGAAACCUGCAGCUUAAACUUGGGUCUGACAGAACACAGCCAGUGUCACCACUGGUUGGUGGUGAAGCCACUUGCCCUCGUGGCCCAGUGAAAGAAUCGGAUCCCUGUGUCCAUAACCACAAAGACAUUUCAAGGUGGAAGUCACGGUUGGUCAGCUGCAGCCACCAGCGAGCUCACCCAGAGCACAAGUCCUGCCACUGUGGCAACUGUGGGAAGUUGCUGCCCACUGGCCCAGAUGCUGCUCCCUACACAAAGACCUGCGCUGCAGAGAAGCCACAGAGGUGUGACCAGUGCAGAAAAGACUUCAGUGCGAAGCCAGAGCUCCUGCCCCACCAGAGACACCACACGGAAGAGAAGCCCUACGCAUGCACGCAGUGUGGCAGAGGCUUCACCCGAAGCUCCAGCCUGCUGGUCCACCAGGCCAUCCACGCUGACGAAAAGCCCUACAAGUGUGACAAGUGCGGCAAGGGCUUCACCCGGAGCUCCAGCCUGCUCAUCCACCAUGCCGUCCACACGGGCGAGAAGCCAUACAAGUGUGACAGGUGCGGUAAGGGCUUCAGCCAGAGCUCCAAGCUGCACAUCCACCAGCGCGUGCACACAGGGGAGAAGCCCUACACCUGCGGCGAGUGCGGCAUGAGCUUCAGCCAGCGCUCCAACCUGCACAUCCACCAGCGCGUGCACACCGGGGAGCGACCCUACAAAUGCGGGGAGUGCGGCAAGGGCUUCAGCCAGAGCUCCAACCUGCACAUCCACCGAUGCAUCCACACCGGUGAGAAGCCCUACCAGUGCUACGAGUGUGGCAAGGGCUUCAGCCAGAGCUCCGACCUCCGCAUCCACCUCCGUGUGCACACUGGGGAAAAGCCCUACCACUGCGGAGAGUGCGGCAGGGGCUUCAGCCAGAGCUCCAAGCUCCUCAUUCACCAGCGUGUGCACACCGGGGAGAAGCCCUACGAAUGCAGCAAGUGCGGCAGGGGCUUCAGCCAGAGCUCCAACCUGCACAUCCACCAGCGUGUACACAGGAAGGACCCGGGCCCGUGA